Messenger RNA from Aptenodytes forsteri (emperor penguin), 933 nucleotides. It is a transcript of the gene SOWAHB, whose product is annotated as sosondowah ankyrin repeat domain family member B. Gene Ontology annotation, molecular function: protein binding. Lineage: Eukaryota; Metazoa; Chordata; Aves; Sphenisciformes; Spheniscidae. The record is from RefSeq and is a predicted model, not a curated record. Bases 1 to 933 code for a protein of 310 amino acids. The transcript has 2 exons.
AUGGCGCGAGAGCUGAGUCAGGAGGCCGUGCUGGACUUCCUCUGGGGGGCCGGGGGCCGAGCCCCCAACACGGCGCUGCUCCGCCACUUCCAGCGCUUCCUCCGCGACCCGGCGCUGACGGAGCAGCAGCGGCGGGAGCGCCGCGAACACUUCAAGAGCCUCGUCAAUUCCCUGGCCACCGUCCACCCCGCCGCCGCCCCCGGCGCCUCCAAGGACAUCGUCCUCCGCCGCAGGAGCAUCAGGUGCCAGCUAGCUUUGUUGGAGGUGCAGGGCAUCCCCCCAUCGCUGCCAAAUGACCACAGGCGGCAGCCCCUCACCAUGCUCUCCAAGAGCUCCCCUAGAAAUGUCCCAAGCCGGGGGCUGUCGGUGCCUCUGGGGCAGCGGGAGCACGCCUGGCUAGUGGCAGUGUCAGCAGGGUGCUGGGCUCGGGUGCGGGGGCUCUUCCUGGAAGAGCCGGAGCUGGCCCUGCAGCGGGACUUCAUGUCAGGCUUCACAGUCCUUCACUGGCUAGCCAAGCACGGUGACGGGCCAGGCCUGCAGGAGCUGGCAGCAGUGGCGCAGCAGGCUGGGCUGGCCCUGGACGUGGAUGCCCGCUCGGGCUGUGGGUACACUCCUUUGCACCUGGCUGCCAUACACGGCCACCAGCUCGUCAUCAAGGUGCUGGUGCUGCAGCUGGGGUGCCAGGUGCAGGUGCGGGACAGCAGCGGACGCCGGCCCUGGGAGUAUCUGGGCAGCUCCACCUCAGGGGAGAUCUGGCAGCUCCUGGAGGCGCCCCGAGGCACGAUUAUGUUCCCCACGCAGCCCCUGGCCCGCAGCGUGUCCUCCGUCAGCAAGGUCUCGAUGUCCGCUGGCAGGGCAGCACUGCCUGCCUGCCUCAGGCCGCAGCACGGCCAUGGGGCAGCAUCCCACCGAACCAGCAGCGAGAGUGACUGA